Messenger RNA from Theobroma cacao (cacao), 942 nucleotides. Lineage: Eukaryota; Viridiplantae; Streptophyta; Magnoliopsida; Malvales; Malvaceae. The record is from RefSeq and is a predicted model, not a curated record.
AUGGAUUCCAACAUUGAUAAUGCUACUACCAUUAUUCCUAAUGCUGCCUCUGUCCCUACUGCCACCACCAUUGUCAACGGUGGCAAGAAAGGAUUUUUUUCAAUCCUUGAUGUUCAUGGGGUGGGUUUUGCACUAAUUGAUUCCAAGCCAGAUGAUGUCAAGAUGCAAGAACCAUGGAUGCAUGCAAAUAAGAUGAUAGAUGACAAGGAUAUCAAGAGUCAGAUCAAUGAAUACCACAAGCUGGUGGAUGAUUUGAAGGCUGAAAAAAUCAACUUGCAAGAAGAAUUCGUUGCUGGAUUGCUGAUUGAGAAGUUGCCAGAAUCUUGGAAUGGAUACAAGCAACAAUUGAAGCACAAGGAAAAGCAAUUAUCACUUGCAGAUUUGAUUAUUCACAUCAUCAUUGAAGACACAACCCGUAGGGAGAUUAAAGCCUCUAAAGCUAAGGAAAUUACAACUAAAGCCAAUCUACUAGGGCAUCAUGCAGCACAAUGCAAGAAAAGAGUAAAGGGAAAUGACAAACUUGCUAAUCCAAGAGUCAACUUGGUCAAAGUAGAUGAAUCCGACGAUGUAAUUGUUGCAGUCAUUUCACAAGCAAAUAUGGUGGCUAGUGUGAAGGAAUGGGUAGUAGACUUAGGUGCUACCAGGCAUAGUUGUGCACACAAAAAUGCCUUUACCUCCUAUACUCCAGUAGUGGAAGGAGAAGAGACAAUAUACCUUGGUGAUUCUAGAACUGCUCAAGUUCUUGGUAAAGGGAAAGUCCUUCUCAAGCUCACAUCUGGCAAGACCCUAGUUCUAAAUGAUGUUUUUCAUGUUCCCAAUAUAAGGGCAAACUUAGUAUCUGUGGCCUUAUUAGGCAAGGGACUCUUUGUACUUAACAUUUCCAAUGUUUUGAAUGAAAAUGGCAAUUCUUCCGCUUACAUGAUUGACUCUGUUGAUUUAUGA